CACAGGGUCUGAUGGGAGUUGUAGGCCCGGGCUCCGCAGAGCAUGCUGGGAGUCAUAGUCAGCGCACCCUUAUCCGCGGGGAUCUGGUGAGAGUUGUAGGCCUGAGUUCCGCGAAGCAUGCCGGGAGUUGUAGUUCGCUCCUGCCCGCGCUCGACUGCGCGCGUCAUGGCCGCCGGCGCUGCGCUCACUUACCCUUCCGCUUGGCCACAGAAAGUUUCGGUUCUGCCCGGCGGUGGACCCACGAGCGCGUGCCACCAUGGGGUCUGAUCGCCACUAACUGACAGCCUUUCUCUGGACACACACGGCCAAGAGAGGUAUAUUUGCCAUGGCUUCCAUCAGUGCCGAGAGCCAGCUGCAGAGGAUCAUCCGCGACCUGCAAGAUGCGGUGACGGAACUAAGCAAUGAGUUUAAGGAAGCAGGAGAGCCCAUCACAGAUGAUAGCACCAGCUUGCACAAGUUUUCUUACAAGCUUGAGUAUCUCCUGCAAUUCGAUCAGAAAGAGAAGGCCAGCCUCCUGGGCAACAAGAAAGACUACUGGGAUUACUUUUGCGCCUGCCUAGCCAAGGUGAAAGGAGCCAACGAUGGGAUCCGAUUUGUCAAGUCCAUCUCAGAGCUCCGAACAUCUCUUGGGAAAGGAAGAGCCUUUAUCCGCUACUCCUUGGUGCACCAGAGAUUGGCAGACACCUUACAGCAGUGCCUCAUGAACACCAAAGUGACCAGUGAGUGGUACUAUGCAAGAAGUCCCUUUCUGAAGCCAAAGCUGAGCUCAGACAUCGUAGGCCAACUCUAUGAGCUGACCGAGAUUCAGUUUGACCUGGCAUCCAGAGGAUAUGACUUAGAUGCUGCCUGGCCGACAUUUGCCAGGAGGACACUAACCACCGGCUCUUCUGCUUACAUGUGGAAACCCCCCAGCCGAAGCUCCAGCAUGAGCAGUUUGGUGAGCAACUACCUGCAGACUCAGGAGAUGAUCUCCAGCCUUGACCUGAAUAGUCCUCUGAACAAUGAAGCACUGGAGGGUUUUGAUGAGAUGCGGCUGGAGCUGGACCAAUUGGAGGUGCGGGAGAAGCAGCUGCAGGAACGGGUGCAGCAGCUGGACAGGGAGAACCAAGAGCUACGGGCAGCAGUCAGCAUGCAGGUGGAGAAAGAGAAGGAGCACACUGCAGAAGAGGACAAGGGCCACCUUGUGGUCCUGGUGGCUGAGCUCCAGAAGCAGUAUGAGGUCUCCCAGGCCACCCAGGAUACUGUGAAGGAGCUGCAGACAUGUCUGCGGGCCCUGGAGCUGGGUGUGGCUGAGAAGGAGGAAGACAACCACUCAGUCCUGCGGAGGAUGGAGGCCAUGCUGCAGCCCCUAGCACAGGAGCUUGAGGCCACACGGGACUCCAUGGGCCGUAAGAACCAGCUUCUAGACAGCCUUUCAGACUGGCUGGCCAGGGCUGAGAAGGCCGAUACAGCACCAAACACAAAGUGGCAACAAGAGCCUAUUACCACUGACUCGGCCCUAAAGAUCCAGGAGCUAGGGGAGAAGCUUCAAGCUCUGGAAGGAGAGAGCGCCAAGGUUCAGGAGCUCAAUAGGCAGCAGAGUGCUCAGCUGGAGCAGCUGGUCAAGGAGCUGCUGCUGAAGGAGGAGGCCCGGGCCAGCCUGGAGCACCUGGUGGAGGAGAUGGCCCCACUUCGGGAAGAGCUGUCUGGGAAGGGGCAGGAGGCAGCCAAGCUCCGGCGUCAGUUACAGGAGUCACUGGCCCACAUGAGCUCAGUGGAGGAGGAGCUGGCAGAGGCAAGGCAGGAGGAAAAGCUGCGGCGGGAGGAGAAGGGACUGCUGGAGCAGGAGGUCCGGUCUCUGACCUGGCAGCUGCAGCUCUUGGAAACUCAGCUGGCACAGGUGAGCCAGCAUGUGAGUGACCUGGAAGAACAGAAGAAGCAGCUGAUCCAGGAGAAAGACCACCUCAGCCAGAAGGUGGGUGCACUGGAGCAGCUCACUCAGCAGCCAGGCCCAGAACUACCUGGGGCCAGUGAGAGUAGUGAGGCCCCUGCUUCCCUGAGCUCCACCCUACAACAGGUGCGUGAGAAGUCAGAGGAUGGGCAGCAGUGCCUGCAUGAAGAACAGGUGGACAGUGCCAAGGUGCAGGGGGGUGAGCAGGAGAUGCAGCUCCAGCAGGCCAACACAGAGCUGCAGAAGGAACUGCAGAACAUGACUGAGCGCAACCAGCUCUUGGAGGGCAAGCUGCAGGCCCUACAGACCGAGUACCAGGCACUGCAGCAGCGGGAGGCAGCCAUCCAGGGCUCCCUGGCCUCCCUGGAGGCUGAGCAGGCCAGCAUCCGGCAUUUGGGCAACCAGAUGGAGGCAAGCCUCCUGGCAGUGAAGAAGGCCAAGGAGGCCAUGAAGGCCCAGGUGGCAGAGAAAGAGGCUGCCCUGCAGAGCAAGGAGGGUGAGUGCCAGCAGCUGCGGGAGGAAGUAGGGCAGUGCCGGCAGCUGGCAGAGACCCGGGAUGGGGAGCUCAGGGCUCUUGAGAGCCAGUGCCACCAGCAGACCCAGCUGAUCGAAGCCCUCACAGCAGAAAAAGGCCAACAAGGGUUCGGGCCAUCCCAAGAUGAUGCAGCCCAGCUGACCCUGUGUAAGGCACAGCUAGCAGUCCAUCAUGGGGAGGCCCAGCGGCUUCAGGCAGAGGUGGUAGACCUCCAAGCCAAGCUCCACGUAGCCCUGCAUGACCGGGACAAGGUACAGAGCCAGCUGAGUGUGGCUGAGACCAUCCUGAGGGAACAUAAGACCCUUGUGCAGCAGCUGAAGGAACAGAACGAAGCCCUUAACAGGGCCCACGUCCAGGAACUGCUGCAGUGCUCAGAGCAGGGAGGUGUACAACAGGAGGAGAGAGCCACAGAGGCCCAGCAGUGGGAGAAGGAGCUGCAGGCCCUGAAGGCUGAGCUGUUGCGUAUCAGAUGCAGCUCCGAGGAAGCCCAGUUGGAACAUGCUGAACUUCAGGAGCAGCUGCACCGGGCCAACACGGAUACAGCCGAGCUUGGCAUCCAGGUCUGCGCAUUGACCGCGGAGAAGGAGCGGGUGGAGGGAGCACUGGCUUCUGCUGCCCAGGAGCUCCAGGACUCCAAAGAGGUAGCUGCAAGGGAGCGAGAGAGCCUGGAGCGCCAAGUGGCAGGGCUGCAGCAAGAGAAGGACAGCUUGCAGGAGAAGCUGACGGUGGCAGAGGAGGCAGCCAGCUCAUUGCCUGGCCUGCAGGCCCAGCUGGCCCAGGCUGAGCAGCGGGCCCACAGCCUCCAAGAGGCUGCACACCAGGAGCGUGACACCCUCAAGUUCCAGCUGAGUACUGAGAUCAUGGACUACCAAAGCAGACUAAAGACUGCCAGCGAGGAGGGCAGGAGCCUCAGGGCCCAGCUUGAGGAGCAAGGACAGCAGCUACAGGCCGCUGAGGAAGCUGUGGGCAAGCUGAUGGCCUCCCAAGCUGCCAUGGGGGAGAAGCUGAGCUGCACCAGCAACCAUCUUUCAGAGUGCCAGGCUGCCAUUCUGCAGAAGGACAAGGAGGCAGCUGCCCUCCGUGAAAACCUGGAAAGGACACAGGAAGAACUUGGAAAGGCCUCAACAAAAAUCCAAGAAUAUUACAACAAACUCUGCCAGGAGGUAACAGACCGAGAGAUGAAUGACCAAAAGAUGCUUGCAGACCUGGAUGACCUGAACAGAACUAAGAAGUACUUGGAGGAGCGGCUGAUAGAGCUGCUCAGGGACAAGGAUGCUCUCUGGCAGAAGUCAGAUGCCCUGGAAUUCCAGCAGAAGCUCAGUGCUGAGGAGAAGUGGCUUGGGGACACGGAGGUGAACCACUGCCAUGACUGCAAGCGAGAGUUCGGCUGGAUGGUGCGGCGGCACCACUGCAGGAUAUGUGGCCAUAUCUUCUGUUACUACUGCUGCAACAACUACGUCGUGACCAAGCACGGUGGCAAGAAGGAGCGCUGCUGCCGAGCCUGUUUCCACAAGUUCGGCGAAGGCCCUGCUUCCCCUGAUAGCACCAGCUCAGGCACUAGCCAAGGAGAGCCGAGCCCCAUGCUGUCACCAGCCCAAGCAGGGACCCAGGCCAUAGGAAGUCAAGAAACCAGAGCAAACCCAGACUACAGACCACCAGAUGAUGCUGUGUUUGACAUCAUCACAGAUGAGGAGUUGUGCCAGAUCCAGGAGUCUGGCUCUUCCUUGCCUGAAACACCCACUGAGACUGAUUCUGUUGACCCAAGUGUAGCUGAACAAGACACCACGUCAAACUCGUUGACUCCUGAGGACGCUGAGGACAUGUCCGUUGGGCAGGAUGCUGAAAUCUGCUUGCUGAAGUCGGGGGAGCUGAUGAUCAGAUUACCCCUCACAGUGGAAGAGAUCACCAACUUCGGGGAGGGCAACAGGGAGCUGUUUGUGAGGUCCAGUACCUACAGCCUGAUUCCCAUCACCGUGGCUGAGCCAGGCCUCACCAUCAGCUGGGUCUUCUCCUCUGACCCCAAGAGCAUCUCUUUCAGCGUGGUCUUCCAGGAGGCAGAGGACACACCACUGGAUCAAUGCAAGGUCCUCAUUCCCACGACCCGAUGCAACUCCCACAAAGAGAACAUCCAGGGCCAGCUCAAGGUCCGCACACCUGGCAUCUACAUGCUUAUUUUUGACAACACCUUCUCAAGGUUUGUCUCCAAAAAAGUAUUUUACCACCUGACGGUUGACCGGCCUGUGAUCUAUGAUGGAAGUGACUUCCCAUAGUGUCAGGCACCUGGAUGUUGGUAACCUCACUUCUUCCACAGGAAACACUACUCUUCCUCACCUGUCACGAAAAGGACAAAAAAAAGAAAAAAGAAAAGAAAAGAUAAGGAAGCAGCUGUGCCCAGCUCAGCAGCUCUGCAGCACUGGUAGAGAGGCCCCAGCUGCUCAGAAGCUCUGCUGUCUGGGCACACCACCCAUUGCCGCUCACAGUCCCUGUGGCUCCCAGGGGCUCCAGCCACAUUUCCACUUGUGAGAGAUCCAGCUUCCUCUCCCCCAAAGGGAUACCUGCCAAAGAUUUAGACUCUCAAGAGGCUGGUAGUCUUGCCUGGAACCCAGUAGGUGACCACCUCCUGUGGAGAGUUUCACAGGCCAGGUGUCUUCUCAACUUGUACCUCAGAGAGGGAUGUCCUGCCCAUGGCCAGGCUUCCUGGUGGCCAUGAGUCAGCUGACCUGGCCAUUCUCUGUGAGUCCUCAGGCUGUGAGGCCCUCAGGCAAUUCCAGGAAAAGGAGACCACAUGGCCACCAUGCAAGGUGGAGUGUGGGAAGUGAGGGUGCCCCCCAGCCUCCUCCUCCUGUCAUGCUGCUGUCCCUUACUGGCCCAGUAGGUAUGGCACUGCUUCAGUACUCAGCAGUUUGGGAAGGGCUCUGAACUGUACUUUCCUCCUGGCCCUUGUAUCCUCAGGCAAUGCCCUCCACCCAGCCAGGCUUCUCAGAAGCUCAGAAAUCACCUUAAAAACCAACUAAGAUAGCUGGGAAGCCACAUCCAACCUAUGCUGUGGCUGGGGCCCAAAUGAUGGCUGGAAUUGACCCAUGAGCACAAAGUAGAACCAUGCAUUGGUCUCCAGGGCUCACUCCUCAGCUGACGUCCUCACAGGCAGAUGUUUUCUAACAAGAACCAGGAUCAGAAUCACUUUCAAACACUGGGAUCUGUAAAACAGAAGUCUGAUAACUUAAGAACCAAAGUAUCAGAGGCAUGGUUUAUUCUUGUUCCUGUCCCCCACCUGUUAGCCCCAAUACCCAUUUUCCUACUUCCUGCUGCUUGGCUUGCACCUGACACCCAGGAGACAGCUUCUCUGGAGCCAGGUAGAUCUUGUUUCCUUUUUCUGGACAAGAGUUAGAUCAUCUUCCUAUUCUCUGAGGCCCUUUUCUUCUCCCACCACAAACAACUCACCUUUGAUGUCCCAUAUGAGGCUAGCCACCUAUAGUCACAUGGGCAGAGCAUCUUACGAAGCAGCCCACUUUGGCCAGGGGCAAUGGAGAGAGCACUGUACAAGUUGGCAGAGGAUCUAAGUUCUGGUCCAUGCUAUUCCUCCAUCUAGCCUUGACCCAAGUCAAGUCACACCCCCUCUCAUAGCUUCACUUGUCCAUCCAGAACCCUGGGGUACCCUGUUAAAAGGCUUGAGAAUAGGUCAGAGUCUCCAGGUCAGGUCCAGCACAGACCCUAGGCCUACCAUGGACUAGGAGCCCCUGUCACAUUACCAGCAGAGAGGGCACUCAUGGGCCACAAAUAAAGGGAAGUGACUUCUGAAAUGCACUCAGCCUUUAACCUAAACAGGGGAAUCGGGCAUUUGCAGUCAGGGUGAUCUGGAUCAAGGAGAAAUGAGCAGAAUCCUUCAAAGAGCUCAACCCAGAGAAAAGCUGGACCUCUGUGUUCUUUGUCCUCAGAGCAGCCUCUCUGGCAGAAAGCUGUCAGGUGCUCUGUCAUCUCCUGCUGGCCAGACUCUUCCUGGCCUAAGUGUGUACUCACAGGCAUGCCACAUGGUCUGAAAUUGCUCAGGAUCCAAUAUUCCUGCCAUUGAACCCAUCCACUUUUUUGAAAAGAGUGAUCAGAAGUCAGCUUACUCACCAUGAGAAAGAAACUACCACAAGAACACCCAGCACCAUCUAGAAUCUUAUUUUGAGUGUCUGGCGUUCCCAGCAUAUCUUGGAGACUCUGGAGUUGCCCCUGGUAGCAAGAACCCUUUUCACUCAGCAGCUCAUGUGUUUUGACCUGUGAAGGGCCUGGACCUUCCACCUGAGUUUCUGGACAUCUUUCACAAGUUACAGCAAGAAACCAGUUGCAGCUUAAAAGACUACUUGGCUCUUGUGAAGCCAACCCAGAACCGCUCCCCAACUGCCUUGUAUGAAAUGCCUUUACUGCAUGCUGAGCACUGUCCAGGCCCCAGUGUUCACUUCCUGACUCUCUGGUUUCAGUAGCAUAUUUUUUGUGCUGACUGGAUGUUUGUACCAUAUUAGUUCACUAUUGAGGCUCCAGUUUGCUGUGCACUACAUAGCUAGAGAACAUCUUAGCCUUUUCAAGUGUGGCUUUUACAAAUAGCUUUAUUCUUAUUUUAAGCAGUUCCCAGCUUUACUGAGGACUGGUGGUUGAGCUAAUUUUUUUUAAAUGCAAAUGACAAUUGAAGAAUCACUGUUGUAGAAGGCAGCCCAGCUGACUGACGUACACUAGAAGUCAUAAGGAAACAUCCCGGGGAUCCCAGAUUAACCACUGCCACUGAAGCCACUAAUCUAUGUCACCCAAGAAACACAUCAGUUUCCAGACAUGCUUAUCAGCAAACAGGAAAGCACGUUGGGGAUAAAGUGUGAUCCUCCAUGUCCAAGUGGACUCUACCCAGCAUUUCUAAUGGAAACACACUGGACUCUGGUAGACUGAACCAAGGACAGAUAAAGAAGUUCUCAAGCAGGAAUCUGGAACUGAAAAUCCCACAGGAUUUGGAAAUUAGAAAUAAAAAGCCACAUUGUAUAACUCAAAAAUAAAGGAAAUGGUGUUUUCUGAAGUUUUCCAGUUGUCACCUAAGAUGAUGAAGCCAUUCCUGGCGCAAAUGGAAGGAAGCCCUCAUUCAGGGAUGGACCCCAGAGUCCAUGUUUUUGAUAUAGUUUCAUGCUCAUUGAUUUUUAUCAGAGUUUCCUUUUUAGAAGUCCACCUCAAUAUUCUACCUGGGAGAAUUAUUCAGGCAAAAAAGCCAUUCUUGGCUCAGAAGUAUUGGGAAUUAAGGCAGAGAGAAGCAUAUGGUGCUCAGAACCAAGGGCUAUCAUAUGCCUAAAGACCAUUGGGACAGCUACUCAGGUUUACAGAAGCAAGCGCUGCUUAGUUUUCCUCAUUUCAUUGCGAUUCUUCAAAGGAAAUGAGAAAGAUGGAAUUAAUCAUUCCCUUUUCCUCUUAGGCACCUUUUAAAAACAAUAAAGUAUAGCUUUAAAUUUCAGGAGGUAUCUCCUUAAGAAAAGGGCUACUUUUAGAGCUCGAUGAUGUGUGUUACCUAGAGUUGCUCUGCCUCUGAUGGCCUCUGGUGGCUGCAGCAACACCCAAGCCUCUGUAGACAGACAUCAAUCGGAAUGCACUUUAACUGACUAAUCCUCUCUUCAAGUGGCCUUAUAGGAUGGCGACUCUGAGAACCCAUUUCAUUCUUACCUACCAAAGAAUUACUCAGAAGCACAUCAGAUACUAACACCCCACCUGCACAAUCGGGGUGAGAAAACUUUGUAUCCCAAAACAUACUCCUUUACAGCAUCUGUAUAUUUUUUAACCUUGGGAUUUAAAUAAAGUGAACACUAUGACAUUUAGAGAAGUAUUGUCUUUCAUUCCUUUGAAAAGGACCAAUCCAAAGACGUACCCAGACCCAUCCUGAGCUGCACUACCCAAUAGGGAGGCAAAACAUCUCUUAGGGUGGCUUUGUAAAUGUGUGAGCUAGGACAUAGACUGAGGAUUUGCCAUGUGGCCUGGCAUCCAGAUACUUCCUGUCGCUCCCCAAGGGUGGGGUUCAGACCUGCCUGAGCCCAUAUGCCUGCCCUUCCACUGUCCCCUGCCCACUGAUCUUUGCCCCCAUUCGCAUGACCCCAGCUCUAUCCCAUGGUAAGGAACUUCUAAUUUGCCAGCAUGGUGAAGUGGUGGAGAAAGACCAUAGGGUCUAAAACAAUGAUUAAUCAAUAGGUGGCUGGCUGGCAGGGCAGCAAAGAGCCUGGCCCCAGGCACAGGGCCAUGUUCUGGCCAUUCCUGCACACCAGAUUGAAGUCAGACUGGGUGGCCCAGCCACAGACCCCUCACCCGAUGUGUGGGAAUGACCAAAGGCUCCAUCCCUCAAGUGCCCUGUGCCUCAAAGAACAUCAUCCAGCACCCACCGUACCCUCUUCCUCCUUCUACCUCCCCGCAAUUUUCUUGUGAUUGCCUCUUUAAUCAGUCACAUUUUCCAUAGCUCAUCCUCCCUCAAGGGCAAGGGGCUGUGUCUCAUUCAUCUUCAUCACCCCCCACCUUCCACACCCCAUAGCAUGGAGCAACGUGCUAGACACAAGAGGACUCAAAAUGUACUGAGUCAGUGAAGACGCUGGACAGUCUCAAUGCCUUGGGACAGCUAAAAGUCAUCUGCAGUCCCAUUAGCCACCAACUCUGCCAGGGACAGAAGCUUCUGAAGCCCUCUAGGGCAGAAAAGGGCAAAAGGCAGCCUACAGGAGGGGAUAGGAGGACAGCAGAUGUGUCUGGUCACUUGGUCCUCUUAUGUUGAAGAUGCCUUCAAAUCAGUCCUCUAACCAUUUGUUAAUGGAGUGAAGUAAUGGAAAGUUCGUUGACCUAAAUGUCGAAAGCAACAUGUCAGGAUUUCUUUGCUAAUGUAACAGUGCCUCCAGAGGCUUGGUGGCCACAGGGUAGAGGCUGGAAUGAGAACCAGCCGAGACCCACACACGUAUGCAUGCUGCAUCUGGGGCUGGCAUCUGGGAACCGCCAAGUCAGAACCUUCCAUUCAGCCUCACCCCACCUGCUAAAACCACUGAGGAACAAGCUGGCCAGUCUCUGCUGGAGGGUUUCCAAACCCACAUCCAAGAAGCUUGAAUCCCAGUGAUCCUAGCUCAGUUCAGGGUCUGAGAUGCCUCAGCAUACAAAGGUGCCCCGCCUGUCCCAGCCACAGCCACCCAGAUGGUGCUAGAGACUCCCUGGGUGACUCAGAAGGCUCUCGCUGCAAGGUGAGCCCUUUCAGUUUGGAAAUGCAUGGGAAAAAUCUCUCACCACCCACAUACACUCAUCUGAAAAGCAAAUAGAUGAAACUUGUCACCUGAUGAGAAAACGGACUUUUUUUUUUUUUUUUGAGGUAGCAGUUGAAGCUAAAGCCAUCAAAACCCAGGGGGAUAUCAUAGUUAUUAUGAAAGAUGUGCAAAGUGGGUUAGGGUUGAAAGAAAGGGCAGCCUUUGACUUUCCCUUCACCCGCCAGCUUCUGACGAAGGAUGGUAAAGCCAGCAGAAGUGUGAUCACCACCCCUGGCCUUUGAUGUGGCCCCUCUGCAUCCCCAUACCACAGACUCUGUGGGAGAGCAGACAGUGUGGUGUCCUCACAACCUUCUGGCACGUCUGCACUGUGGUUAUCUCAGAGCAAGCGUGAUGCCUGGAGUAAACGAAGUCUUCUUAGCUAAAAAGUGUAUAAACCAGACAGGCCUUGCAAAGACACAUGUGUCCUCACUAAGAAGAAGGCCCCAUUUCUAGACUACUUUGGCUUCAGUCUGCAGGUCCACAGAAUCAGAGAUGAUUUUGUGAGGGUCUCUCCAGCUCUCUGUCCCCAGAUGGACUCUAGCUGAGUCACAAAGAGAGAAGGAAACCAUUUCCUGGAGGCCCAUCUCUAGGUCAGUGGAGCAGGUGCUGUCUUCUUCCUGACCUGAAGAAAGGAUAGCUGGCGAGAAAUGUGGGGGGCAUAAACCAAACAGAGAAGAAAAAAGGGAUGAGAACAGAGGAAUUUACAGGAGGGGCCUUCCCCGGCUGCACUCCAGGCUAGGUUAGUAGACUCCAUCUUUGUCAUGGAGGAAAGGAAUAGUGGGGAAAUAGUGUCAAUGUGGCUGAAGCCAACCACCACAUAUGGGCAGGCAACAUUUUACUGUUAGCAAAAUCUGGAUCAUGGCCUCAUCAGAUACCAAGACAGUGACUGCAGACAGUCCAGUGUGUUUCACUGCCUCUGAAGCCUGCUUCAAGGCCUCAUCUGACCCAAAGGGCAGCAAUUUCAGUCCCUCAGGAGCCUGUGCACAGAGAUGGGGUCCAAGUGUGGGCCCUGACAUCAUCACAAAGGCAUCUAUCUACACCAGCAAAAAAAAAAAAA
Messenger RNA from Castor canadensis (American beaver), 10799 nucleotides. It is a transcript of the gene Fyco1, whose product is annotated as FYVE and coiled-coil domain autophagy adaptor 1. Gene Ontology annotation, biological process: positive regulation of autophagosome maturation; plus-end-directed vesicle transport along microtubule. The record is from RefSeq and is a predicted model, not a curated record. Gene Ontology annotation, cellular component: late endosome; lysosome; autophagosome. Gene Ontology annotation, molecular function: metal ion binding. Lineage: Eukaryota; Metazoa; Chordata; Mammalia; Rodentia; Castoridae.